UCAUUAAUCGCUUUUAAAGUCGCAAGCGUUUACAUUGAGUAAGCUCUUAUCGUUUCCCUCAAAAAGUUUAACAGGCGCUCAGUUAAUAUCCCUCAAGAUGGUCUCUGUUCUGACGAAUAUCUUUUGUAGUAUUAACUCCUCGCCUGUUAUGGACCCCUUUCAAUCGGUAAUGCACAUGGAUAAUGAAGAAAAUCUGAAAUUUUGUAGAAAAGAAGUGCACAAAAUUGUCAAAGACAUGGUGUUAAACUUCGAUAAAGGUCACUUUAUCUCGAAACCCGAGUCCGACAUUUGUGCAGGCAUGAGAAAAUCAGUAUUAGAAAUUUACAACACUUACAGAGAUGCUCUGCAUAAAAACGUUGCCCAAUUGUUAGGCGAAGUUGCUGAUGAAUUUACAAUACAAAAAGCCUAUCGUUGCGUUGUGGACACCAUCCUGGAGGAUCGGAAAAAUCUGCAUUGGCGGCGUAUCUCGAUGGUUUUCAUUAUGUUGGCCCUUUUGGCGGAAGAUCAGCGAGCAAAAAAGCAUGACCUUUCCUGGGAACAUUAUAACCAAAUCUUGAUAAAAAUCUUUAGAGACCACAAGAUCGACAUCUGGAUAAAUGAUAACGGCGGAUGGGAUGGCUUCCUGGAACAUAUUCAUAUGAAACACAAAAGUAAAUUGGAAGAAAUUAUCUGGCUGAGUACAAUUGGACUCUGGUCUUUGUCAGUUUCUGGUUUGUGAAUGAUGAAAUGUCUGUAAUAUGAAGACUGGAAUUGAAGUCAUCUUUAAUUUUCUUGUAACAAAUUAGCACCUUUAACACAAACUGAAGAAGCUAUAUCAAUCUGAUUAAUUUUUUAGAUAUCUAAAAGCAGAUUUCUUAACACUUCAUUGUUAUCUUACCUGGACUAAACAUCAUUAAAAUUGUAAUUACUUACAAAUGGAAUAAUCUGUCAUUCCUAAUAUAAGCAAAAUUAGUAUAACAUAUUUUAAUGAAAACAAUUGCUUAAAAUGUAAAUUCUGUUGAAUAUCAUCACAACAUUCACAUCUUAUCAAAAUCCAAGUUGUUAAUCCUUCGUUACAUUGUAUGAAAGUGCUUUGUGGUUGUUGCUUUGGCUAUGUAAGACACGUAUGUUUGUAUAUUCACUUUUAUUUCAACAGUGUAAUUUCAAAUGUUGUUAAUUGUAAAUAGUCAAAAUAACUCUUUACAAUGAAAUUAUAAUGACAAAUAACACUGGGAAUCAAACUAGUUAUAACAUCUAACUACAAAAAGGCUAUUUUAUUAUGCAAGUCAGGUCUUAGAGUAACAGCCUGCCUGGCAGCUAAAGUGAAUUGCACUUGCUUGAUAAAACAAGCAAAAUAUGGCUAUUGCAGCACCUGCCAAGCUUUAGAAGGAACAACCAAAAUAAAAUCAAUUUCAUUUUAAAGCAGUUCUUUCCCAUUUUAUCUUAAUUAGAAAUAAUUUAACUUAAGACUUAUUAUCCUGAUGAAAUUAAAAUUACAAAUUCACCUUUACUUCUGAGUAUUAUUUGUGUAUAUAUAUGGCAGAUUGAUAGGUGAAGUAAUGAUAAUUCCACACUCCAAUAUAUAAAUUUAUAAACCUGUGACUAUUGGACACUUGGUAUAACUACCUCAGUACCAGUUUUGAGAAGUGAGACUUAAGACCAAGUCUUUAGUGGAAUUCUGAAUAUAUUUUUAGAAUAUAUGUUAAACAGAUUCACACAUGAUAUCAAAAUUGUAGUAAAUCAGGAGAAUAUAGUUAUGUAGGUGCAAAUCGCUUCACAGUCCUGUAGUUCCAGUAUCAGCCCCACUGCAUGGUAUGCUGGGAAAUGUCUGCUGCUAUUACCUCAAGUUGACCAGUGGUUUCUGAGUGAAACCCAAAUGCUUCACUUGUCCACUGCAGUGAAGCAUGUCCAAGCUUCUUGACAUAUUGCACAAUCUUUGUAAACAAAAGUCUAAUUCAGACUGUGCUGUUUGUUUCCGGUUCUUUGUGUAACCAUGUGCGGGCUGGCCGUUGUUCGAUAGACUGGAAGAUUUAUUGCCUUGCUUGGAUACAAGUAAGGGUUGGCAACAGGAAGGAUAUCUGGCCGUGGAAAACUCUGCCCCAGAGUAGUCUCAUCUGAUCUAUGCAAGCAUGAAAAAGCAAAUGUUACAACAAUGAGUGUGAUGCCUAUGAUAAACCCUUAAAUGAAAAGGAAUUCUGUAAAUGAUUAUUUAGGGAAGAAUAAGACUGGGAUGAGGCAUGAACAGAGCUGCUUGUAGAUCAUGAGAUCAAUUCCACUUGGGGCAUUUUCUUUCGAUUCUGGACUAUACAUUUUGUCUUUCUUUCACAGAGCUUCAAAUCUUUACAAUUUCUUCCCUGCCAAUAUUUUUCUUGCAGUUAGUUUUUCAGAAACAUAAACUGCACUAUAUCUGGAAGGUUUCUCUUGACCAAACCAUUUAAAACAGGAAAAAAAA
This is a messenger RNA of Octopus sinensis (East Asian common octopus), 2431 nucleotides long. RefSeq lists its product as uncharacterized. The coding region runs from base 98 to 718 and encodes 206 amino acids. Lineage: Eukaryota; Metazoa; Mollusca; Cephalopoda; Octopoda; Octopodidae. Gene Ontology annotation, biological process: regulation of apoptotic process. The record is from RefSeq and is a predicted model, not a curated record. The transcript has 2 exons.